AUGUUGGCACUGGCCUACCUUCACGAGAACAAGAUCGUGUAUCGGGACGUCAAGCCAGAGAACAUACUCGUCAGCACAUUGAAUGAGGCCAAGUUGACGGACUUCGGGCUCGCGAAGGUGGUGACAUCUGCAGAGAGGAUGACGAUGUGUGGAACCAUGGGCUUCCUCUCACCGGAGCUGACAGGGGUCGGUGCCGUCCUCUCGACAGCUUCGCUGAUGAGCUCCGAUGCAUCAGGCGUGGACAGCGAGGUCUUCAACCCCUUCAAGACAGAUGC
Messenger RNA from Symbiodinium necroappetens, 275 nucleotides. The record is from the annotation of a GenBank genome assembly. Lineage: Eukaryota; Dinophyceae; Suessiales; Symbiodiniaceae.